Messenger RNA from Caenorhabditis sp. 36 PRJEB53466, 737 nucleotides. Lineage: Eukaryota; Metazoa; Nematoda; Chromadorea; Rhabditida; Rhabditidae. The record is from the annotation of a GenBank genome assembly.
AUGUUAAGCCCGUGCGAUAGCGAUUCCCUCCAACACUACGCAGAUUUUAACGACUUGGCCAGAAAAGAGAAGCUGGAUAAGAACUUCACCGACUGGAAUGUGCUUUUUGCUCGAAGAGACCCAGUAGAACGACUAGUCGAUCACUUUAUGGACACGUGUGUUAGGUACUACUGCAGCGGUUUCAGAUGAAAACUUAUCGAAAAGUUGCAGAGAAGCGCGGCCAUGUUUCGACUGCCGGUUGGAUCUCAAGUGUUAUUUGACAAUUAUUCACAGUGUCAUUAAGGACUUGGCCAAAAAUAUAAAACUGGUGACGGAGGAUCACUUGAAAUACGUGCCACAGAAUUGGUAAAGCUAGAUAUUUUGAUCUGAGCGAAAAUGUUUUUUGAAGGUACUGCCAGAUGGAAACUAUGUCUCAAAGGUUGACUUUUGUGGAUUACAAUCUUUUUGCGAACCCGACCAACCCGGAAUACGCGGAUGCGAAGGUUUCCAGGCAAAUUUUUCGAAAAAACGGGCAGAACUUUCAGAGACCGGACAAAUGGCACCCCGAGGAUAUUUUCGAUGAUCCGCUCUCUUCUCACGAGAAAAUCCACCGAUACUACAUAACUUUUAUCCAUUCUCGACCCGACGUUCUCGACUUGGUAAAGAAAAUAUACUACUGGGACUUUCUGCUGCUCAAAAUGCCACUUCCGGAGCUCAAAGUGGCCGAAACGAAGGAUUUCAAGGACGGAUGGCACUGA